UGGUAGACUAGAGGUGCUGUGGAAAGAAUUUACACCUCAACUGGGUCACUUAUAGACAAUGAAGGGAGAUUCUUGAUCUAACGGACGGGUUUGCAGAAGUUCUCUUGCAACAGGGUGACUUCUAAUAUCCUCUGUUGUAUGAAUCUUUCUCCCUCCUUCCCUAGAUUCCUCUUUCUGUUCCUUUUUUGACCCGUCCCUUUAUCUCCCUUGCCCCAAUGGAUAGUUUCCUGUUUCUCUCGCCUUCCUUUGGACAAAUGCCUCUCUUCCUUCCCCCCUCCCCUCCUGCUAUGCAGAUCUUUCUCCCUCCCUCCCUCCUUCCCUUAGAUUCCUCUCCCUGGCUGUCCUCUGCUGCUGUUUGUGAAUGAGACUCAGUUUCUGAAUGGAGUUGCUGGGGGCUCUGGCUGGCUCAUCAGGGGAAGCAGUAUUGGCCAGGAGAAGGGGAGGGGGACGGGUUCUCUUUGCUUCCUUCCUCCCUCUCUGCUGCUUUUGAGGAAUAAGGACUGCGAGACAGACAAGCGAGAGAUGGAGGCUGCAGGAAGGAGAUUCACUCUCUAAAACGAAAAUACAAAUGAAGAGAGGGAAUUGAUCGUCCUUUGCUAACUAUAUUCAGGAAGCAACAGCAGGGGGAUCUUGCAAAGGCAGAGAAGAAAAGCCCAGGCGGAUUGAGCCACAGUGUGGAGAGAUUGCAAGCAGAUCUUGUGGGGGGAAUGAAACUUCCAGAGCAGCUGGGUUUUUUUACCCCCUUUUGUGUGUGCAAUUUUCUGUAACCUGCAAAAGCUUUAAUGAAACCGAGGAAGAACUAAAAGAGCCCGACGUUUGCAAAGAAACCAAAAGAAUCGUUGCAAUUAAGAGGAGACAAAACUGAACUUUAAUUUAUUUUUUUCUUUCAAGUUGCAUCAGCUUUUCGGGGGAAGGGAUCACUGCAUUAACCUUUCCCCCUCCAAGUGUGUAGCUAAUCUGCAAGAGAGACUAAUGGGUGCUCCCUGGGAGCUCAGGAGCAGCGUCCCCAGUUGAGCGGGGUGCUUGAGGGGCCCCUGGCUGGGAGGGAGAGAGAGAGAGAGGCCAGCCAGCUGCCUCCCUCCGGGGUGUUGGCUGGGGGAAAAGGGGCCGGUUUGCUGGUUUUGAGUCAGGCUGGUCGAUGUUUGAAAACCCUGGCUUAAAAACUCCGAAGAAACAAGCAGCAGCAGCCGCCACCGCCGCCUCCUCAGCAGUUUGCAAGCAGGAGGAGCUGCGGCAGCAGGAUGGCCGCAGAGCUGAGCCCGGAGGAGGAGCAGGUCACAUGAGAAAUUUGUAGUAAUGAAAUCUAACGUGAGGUUAAUCAGAUCCCACGCAGGCCACAAAGCAGUUCCUAGAGGAGAUUAACAAGUGGACUGUGCAGUACAAUGUGUCUCCGCUUUCCUGGAACGUAGCCGUCAAGUUCCUCAUGGCUAGGAAGUUUGAUGUCCUGCGAGCGAUCGAGCUGUUCCAUUCCUACAGAGAAACUCGGUUGAAGGAAGGAAUUGUGAAGCUGAAACCUCACGAAGAACCUCUUCGCUCUGAGCUGCUCAGUGGGAAGUUCACCAUCCUAAGUGCGCGGGACCCCUCCGGAGCCUCUAUCGCCCUCUUCACUGCCAAGUUACAUCAUCCCAAUAAAAGCGUCCAACAUGUGGUGCUCCAGGCGCUGUUCUAUCUGCUGGACAGAGCUGUGGAGAGCUUCGAAACGCAGAGAAACGGCCUGGUGUUCAUCUACGACAUGGCGGGCUCCCACUAUACCAACUUCGAGCUGGACCUGAGCAAGAAAAUCCUCAACCUGCUGAAGGGAGCCUUCCCGGCUCGUCUCAAAAAGGUGUUUAUUGUGGGUGCCCCGAUGUGGUUCCGAGUCCCCUACUCCAUCAUCAGCCUCCUGCUGAAAGAGAAGCUCCGAGAAAGGGUUCAGAUGGUGAAGAUGUCGGAGCUGAAGGAACACCUGCCCCGGGAAUGUCUCCCCGAAUACCUAGGGGGCUCCCUCAAGCUGGACCCUCUCAGCUGGAACUGCCGGUUCCUCCCCCAGCAGAAUGGCCACCCAGACCCGUUGGAUGAGCUGAUCCUGGUACCGCUGGUUUCCCCACGAGAUAACGGCUCAGUGCAUGUUCCAGGACCAAAGUGCAUGACUGUCCAUCAACUGAAGGACCAUGUGAACCGAAAGCAGAAGAGGGGAAUCUAUGAGGAGUACGAGGACAUCCGGCGCAGGAGUCCUGCGGGGACCUUCAUCUGCUCCCUGGCUCCGUAUAACCAGGAGAAGAACCGAUAUGGGGACGUGCCGUGCCUGGACCAAACUCGAGUGAAGCUGACCAAGCAGUACAGCCGCUCCGAGCUGACAGACUACAUCAAUGCCAGCUUCAUGGAUGGCUAUAAGCAAAGGAAUGCUUACAUUGGUACUCAAGGACCUCUGGAAAACACGUAUUGCGACUUCUGGCGCAUGGUGUGGGAGCAAAACGUUCUGGUGAUUGUCAUGACAACCAGGCUUGAAGAAGGAGGCAGGAGGAAGUGUGGCCAAUACUGGCCAUUGGAGAAAGACUUCCAAGUGUGCUACGGAUCCCUCACUGUCACCAACCUUGGGGUGGAGAACCUGAACCAUUACAAGAAAACCCUUCUGGAGAUCUAUAACACUGAGCACAGAGAGAGGCGUCUGGUGUCCCAUUUCCAGUACUUGAGUUGGCCGGAUUACGGCGUCCCUUCUUCAGCCGCCACUCUGAUCGACUUCCUGGGGGCGGUCAAGCAGCAGCAGCGGUUGGCGGCCAGUGCCCUGGGGCCCCGCUUCAAAGGUCACGCAGGAGGGCCGCCUAUGGUGGUCCAUUGCAGCGCUGGCAUUGGCAGGACAGGUACCUUCUGUGCGCUGGACAUCUGCCUCUCCCAGCUGCAGGACACGGGCACGCUGAACGUGUACCAGACGGUGAUGCGGAUGAGAACGCAGAGAGCCUUCAGCAUCCAGACCCCCGAGCAGUACUAUUUCUGUUACACGGCCAUCAUUGAGCAUGUGCAGAGAGAGGGCCUGCUGCCCUCCACUCCCACACGGGCAGGCCAGGAGAAGAGCUAAUGGGGACGCAACCCAACCUGAUGGCAGGGACUGGCUCUCCUGUCAGUCACGACCAGCCCACCUUCCUCACGACCAAUCCGGAUUCAGCAGAGCCUUCAGUAACCAAACUCCUUUGUCGUAGGGCUCCAACCUUUCCUUGGCUAGCUGGUUCUGAUUAAUCGCAGCUAGUAGCCACUGACUAGCGGCUCGUGGUCUUAACUAUUAGCACCUGCUGUUGAACUGUGCCUUAUUCAAACCAAAUUGUGGCUGCCACUUGCCAGGGGUAACUAGAGAUAAGUGGGAAGAGGAUCUGCUCCUCAGUAUGAUUUCGUUUUUGUGGGACCACCUGAAAUCCACCUGGAGGACUUGACUUAAAGAAAUAUCCAUUUCCAGUACCACCCUAGCCUUGGGCUUGGAAAAGACACAUUCAUCAGUCUUACCUGCCACUAGGUGUGUGUGCCUGUCUGUCUGUAUGUGUGUAUAUAAUAUAUACUCCAUUUGUUCAGGUCUAGCCUACGUAAGUAUUAUAUAGAUACAUAUAUACACGCACCUGGUUCUGGCUGCUCCCGGGGCUCAGUGUUGUCAUGUUGUCUCACUGCUGUGAUCUCUCCAGGGGCGAGUUAUAGCCUUGCGUUGUGAAUGGCGCUGUGAUGUUACUGGCUCUGUUUUGUUUUUUCUUUUCACUCCUCUGCUGCAGCUGUAGAAGACGCACGCUCGCUAGUGUACAUGCCUGGCAGCGUACGGACCACGGCGUGUGUUGCGCUGAUACAUUCCUGUUGGAUCGGAGUGGUGCGGAGAAGCUGCGCUAGGCCCAGCUAGAUCAGAGCACAUGCUACAUCCCCAUGCCAGGGGUGGCAUGCAGGGGUUACACUGUCUUAUCCAGCAACAAAGAGUCCUGUGGCACCUUAUAGACUGACAGACGUAUUGGAGCAUGAGCUUUCGUGUCUUGCCUGUCUUUUAUUUGGAGGAGGGGUCCUGGGGCCGAUCUUUUCCCUUGAGUGAGGAGUUGCAGAUCUUCACUGUGAUGAGGGGACCCCUCCUUCCCAGGCUGGAGAUGGCUCACUAGGGGGAAAGCAAUGGGCGGCAGUAGGUACGAAGUGUUGCAGGGCAGAGGGCUGUGAAGUGCUGUCAGAGUAACUGGGCUUUACCAAGGAAGUCUGAACUCAAUUCAUAGGGGUAACUUACUUGUGCGCUAGAAGCUGUGCUUUUCCAGGGAGUCCCCCUCCCGCCUGUCUCUGCCAGGCAGACAUCAUCAGGAUGAGCUGCGGCUGCCGAGUGCCAAGCCAAGACCACCUUAAGGUAUAGAAGCCAAAAACCUGGAGCAGCAGCUUACCCCUUCCUUACUGCCCAGGCGGUGCCCGGCCUGCCAUUCAGUGCACAGACUGCGCAACCCCAGCCCUCCCAAGUGCUGCUGGGAUAUCUGACCAUCAUGCCCCUCCUUCCCCGCCCAGGGAUGUGAGGCUGGCAGUUGAGCAGACCUCAGUAACUUUAUACUGUAAUAAGCUCUCAGAAUGUGUACGUUCUUAUUUUUACAACCUUUUUGGUUUUGUAUUUAACAUUCACUUGAUCGAGCCAGAGCCGGAAAUCAUUGUAAAUGUUCCUAUGCGCUGUCGCAUGGCGAGACGGUUUUGUAUUUACGUAUAAAUAUACCUACAGACGAUCCGUACGCUUAGCUUCAUCAAUGCAGCCGCUUGUGGGGUGGGAAGGGGGAGUUGAAGUCAGGGAGUCUGUGGACAC
Messenger RNA from Mauremys mutica (yellowpond turtle), 4771 nucleotides. It is a transcript of the gene PTPN9, whose product is annotated as protein tyrosine phosphatase non-receptor type 9. Gene Ontology annotation, biological process: protein dephosphorylation. Lineage: Eukaryota; Metazoa; Chordata; Testudines; Geoemydidae. Bases 1424 to 3055 code for a protein of 543 amino acids. The record is from RefSeq and is a predicted model, not a curated record. The transcript has 14 exons. Gene Ontology annotation, molecular function: protein tyrosine phosphatase activity.